This is a messenger RNA of Anopheles cruzii, 582 nucleotides long. RefSeq names its product 40S ribosomal protein S24 (gene RpS24). The transcript has 2 exons. Gene Ontology annotation, biological process: translation. The coding region runs from base 70 to 462 and encodes 130 amino acids. The record is from RefSeq and is a predicted model, not a curated record. Gene Ontology annotation, cellular component: ribosome. Lineage: Eukaryota; Metazoa; Arthropoda; Insecta; Diptera; Culicidae. Gene Ontology annotation, molecular function: structural constituent of ribosome.
GAUUUAGUGCGUUCGCGAAGACGUGUGGCGAGUUUGGAUUCUCCAUUCAAAUAAAGACCAAUCCACAAGAUGUCGACUGCUACCAUUCGUACGCGUCGUUUCAUGACCAAUCGGCUACUGUGCCGAAAGCAGAUGAUCUGUGACGUGCUGCACCCCGGUCUGGCGUCGGUUCCUAAGAAGGAGAUCCGUGAGAAGCUGGCCGGCAUGUACAAAACGACGUCCGACGUCGUGUUCGUGUUCGGUUUCCGCACCAACUUUGGCGGUGGCAAGUCGACCGGUUUCGCCCUGAUCUACGAUACCCUCGACUACGCCAAGAAGUUCGAACCGAAGCACCGUCUCGGCCGCCACGGUCUGUACGAGAAGAAGAAGAUGACCCGCAAGCAGCGCAAGGAACGCAAGAACCGUAUGAAGAAGGUGCGAGGCACCAAGAAGGCGAAGGUUGGCCAGGCCGUGAAGAAGUAAGCUUCUCAGGGGCCCGCCGGUUGCCAUUGUUCGUGGUUCCCGUUUUAAGUUUAUGUGUUUUCUCUCGUGCUGAGGAAAGGAAAUAUAAGCAACAUCGAUACAAUGUAAGGAGAAACCAUA